Cornus florida is the source of this 1406-nucleotide messenger RNA. RefSeq names its product BURP domain protein RD22-like. NCBI's taxonomy places the organism in Eukaryota, Viridiplantae, Streptophyta, Magnoliopsida, Cornales, Cornaceae. The transcript is spliced from 3 exons. The coding region runs from base 122 to 1189 and encodes 355 amino acids. The record is from RefSeq and is a predicted model, not a curated record.
UCACGUACGGUUCACUUAUAAAUAAUUCCAACCCACUUCACUUCUUUCCAUCUAAAUCUUUUCUUUCAGGUUCUGAACCAAUCUCUUUCAUCAUAUAUUAUAGCUCUCUGUUGAAGCUUUAAUGGAGUUUCAUUUCCUACCCAUCUUUGCAAUUCUUUCGUUGGCACUGGUGGCAAGCCAUGCAGCUCUAACUCCUGAAGCUUACUGGAAGUCGGUGUUGCCAAACACUCCUAUGCCAAAAGCUGUCGUGGACCUUCUUCACCCCGAAUGGAAUGAAGAAAAGAGCACUUCAGUGGACGUAGGGAAGGGCGGUGUAAACGUUGAUGCAGGGAAAGGGAAUGCAGGAGGCGGCACCAAUGUUGACGUGGGAGGCAAAGGCGUUGGAGUUGACAGUGGCAAAGGAACCAAUGUUGGUGUCGGCAAAGGGGGCGUGUCUGUGCACACAGGCAAGAAGGGAAAACCUGUCUAUGUUGGAGUAACUCCAGGGAAAAACCCAUUUUUGUACCAGUAUGCUGCUACUGAGAAUCAACUUCACGACAACCCAAACACGGCUCUUUUCUUCUUCGAGAAGGACUUGAAGCCCGGCACGACGAUGAACUUGGUCUUCACAAAAAGCACGAAUGCAGCUACUUUCCUAUCUCGUCAGGUUGCUGAAUCAAUACCCUUCUCUUCCAAUAAGAUGCAACAAAUCUUGAAUCACUUUUCGGUGAAACCCAACUCGAUGGAGGCUGAGAUAAUGAAGAAAACCAUCAAAGAGUGCGAGGAGCCUGGAACUAAAGGAGAGGAGAAGUAUUGCACGACUUCGUUGGAGUCGAUGGUAGACUUCAGCACAUCCGAGCUCGGAAAUAAUGUUCACGCAAUCUCGACAGUGGUGGAAAAAGAAACUCCACUCCAGAAGUAUAACAUUGCAGGAACGAAGAAGAUGGUAGGUGAGGAAGCAGUGGUGUGCCAUAAGCAAAACUAUCCAUAUGCUGUGUUUUACUGCCACAAAACACAGACCACGAAAACAUACACCGUUUCCUUGGUGGGUGCGGACGGGACAAAAGCUAAAGCAGUAGCGGUGUGCCACACUGACACAUCAGAAUGGAACCCGAAGCAUUUGGCCUUCCAAGUGCUCAAGGUCAAACCAGGGACAGUUCCUAUCUGCCAUUUCCUUCCCGAGGACCAUAUCGUCUGGGUUGCUAACUAGUACUGCAAAACAUAAACGAUGAUUCCCGUUAGUUCCUUCUACUCAUUUGGUGUUUGUUUAAAUUGUGAGAGUUCACAUACUGUACACAUGUAGAAUUAUAUAUAUAUAUGUAUAAGUAUGUAGUACUACAACCCCCACCACAUUGUCUGUAAUGCAUAUGUAUCUGUACGUUGCAUCUAAUUAUCGAAUAAGACAUAUUUUCAUUUUGGUGGUAUUA